AUGGUGACAGCAGAGGCAGCCCCUGAUGCCAGCUCCCUGCGGCUGUGCCGGGCAGAGGUGUUCGUGGUGCUGGGGCAGCACCCACAGGCGCUGGAGGACCUGGAGGCUGUGUGCAGGGCUGAGCCUGGAGAGCAUGAGGGCUUCUUCAGGAAAGGGAAGGUGCUUCUGGAGAUGGGACAGAGAGCUGAAGCUCUGCUGGCAUGGGAGCACUGCCUGACACUCAGUCCCCAUUUCCACCCUGCUCGGAGAGAGAUUGAGAAGAUCCUCACGCAGGAGGAUGCUCCUCAGCCACACACAGCUGCUGUAUGCCCAGGUGAUGCUCACCAGGGCUUGACUGGUCCUCAGGUUGAUGGAGGGAGCCCUGCGCUCCUGUUGUCUUCCACACAAGCUCAGGAUCAGGAGGGAGAGCCAGCGGAUGGCAGAAGGGACGCUGGGUCUGAGCACGGCCGGGGCACAGUCACCCUUUCCCAGCCGGGGUGGCGGCAGGAACCAGAGACUUUGGCAGAGAGGCAGGGCUGGCGGUUGGCAGAUAACGAAGAGGAAACAGCAGCAUCAAAGUGCACCCAGACAUGCCUCGGGGAGCUGCUGACCGUGUCUGACUUGGAGUGUUCCCUUUGCAUACGGAUGUUCUUCGAGCCGGUAACAACGCCGUGCGGGCACACCUUCUGCAAGGAGUGCCUCGAACGCUGCCUGGACCACCGGCCCAACUGCCCCCUCUGCAAACAGAGCCUGAGAGAGUACCUGAAGGCUGGAAGCUACAGCCCCACCUUGCUGCUGCAGGACAUCAUGCUGGCCACCUUCCCCGCUCAGGUGGCCGAGCGCUGGGAGCUGCACCAGGCUGAGAUGGCAGAGCUCUCCAACCUGACCAAGAACAUCCCCAUCUUUGUAUGCACGAUGUCCUUCCCAGGCAUUGCCUGCCCUCUGCACGUCUUCGAACCUCGCUACCGCCUCAUGAUCCGACGGUGCCAGGAGACUGGCACAAGGAGGUUCGGCAUGUGUAUAUACGAGAAUGGGAAAAGUUUUGCUGACUAUGGCUGCAUGCUGGAGAUUAGGCAGAUCGAGCUGCUGGCGGAUGGGAGGUCCUUGGUGGACACCAUCGGCAGGAGGCGAUUCCGGGUGCUGAGACGCGGACACAGGGAUGGCUACAACACUGCCGACAUUGAGUACCUGGAGGACAAGAAGGUGACCGGGGAGGAGCUGCAGGAGCUGCAGUGCCUGCACGAAAGCACCUACCGCUUGGCUCAGCGGUUCUGUGAGCACGGGGACCUUGCAUCCAGGCACAUUCUGAUGCAGCACGGGCCGCUGCCGGAGAAGGAAGAGGACAUCCAGGCUUCGGCAGAUGGCCCGACAUGGUGCUGGUGGCUCAUCUCCAUCCUGCCCCUUGACCCGUCCUACCAGCUGAACCUCUUCUCCAGCACCUCCCUGCGUGCCCAUGUCAGGAAGAGGCUGAGUGCGGGCGAGGAAGACGGUGCAAUGGAGGGGGUGUGCAGCAUCAGUGCUGCCAGAGCCUUGGCCAUGCUCUUCUCACCCCCAGCCCCAAAAGCAGCCCUGCUCUCAGCCCUGGCCCCACGCAACGAGUAG
Molecule: messenger RNA, 1581 nt
Organism: Egretta garzetta (little egret)
Lineage: Eukaryota; Metazoa; Chordata; Aves; Pelecaniformes; Ardeidae
Product: LON peptidase N-terminal domain and RING finger protein 1
Exons: 13
Coding region: 1-1581 (526 amino acids)
Molecular function (GO): protein binding
Source: RefSeq, a predicted model, not a curated record